Molecule: messenger RNA, 1004 nt
Organism: Caenorhabditis sp. 36 PRJEB53466
Lineage: Eukaryota; Metazoa; Nematoda; Chromadorea; Rhabditida; Rhabditidae
Source: the annotation of a GenBank genome assembly
AUGGAAUCUGACGGUAGGCUUAAAGCCUACAAAUUUGUGGCCUAUGCCGCUGUCGGCUUCUCGAUCGCCGCCGUCGCCUCGGUCCUUCUGACCCUUCCGAUGGUCUACUCGUAUGUGUCGCACGUUAGACAGCAGAUGCAUCACGAGAUCAACUUCUGCAAGGUGACCAUUUUUCCUCUUGUUUCACCGUUUUUGAACACCCGAUUUUCUUAGGGAUCCGCUAAGGACAUCUUCGCCGAGGUCAACUACAUGAAGGCCAACGCCGGACCAGUUCCACCACGCAACCGCACCGCUCGUCAAGCCUACGGAGGCCCAGAAGUCAACCCAGCUCCAAAUCUUCAAUGCGAGGGAUGCUGCCUUCCUGGACCGCCAGGACCGGCCGGAGCCCCAGGAAAGCCAGGAAAGCCAGGACGACCAGGAGCGCCAGGAACUCCAGGAACCCCAGGAAAGCCGCCAGUCGCGCCAUGCGAGCCAACCACGCCACCACCAUGCAAGCCGUGCCCACAGGGACCACCCGGACCACCAGGACCACCAGGAGCCCCAGGAGACCCAGGAGAGGCCGGAACCCCUGGUCGUCCAGGAACUGACGCCGCCCCAGGAUCUCCAGGACCACGUGGACCACCAGGACCACCAGGAGAGGCCGGAGCACCAGGACCAGCCGGAGAACCAGGAACUCCAGCCAUCUCGGAGCCACUUACCCCAGGAGCACCAGGAGAGCCAGGAGACGCCGGACCGCCAGGACCACCAGGACCACCAGGAGCUCCAGGAAACGACGGACCACCAGGACCACCAGGACCAAAGGGAGCCCCAGGACCAGACGGACCACCAGGAGUCGAUGGACAGUCUGGACCACCAGGACCACCAGGACCAGCCGGAACCCCAGGAGAGAAAGGAAUUUGUCCAAAGUGAGUUGAAACGCGAGACUUCCCGAUGUUAACUUGCGUGUUUUCAGAUACUGCGCUCUCGACGGAGGAGUCUUCUUCGAGGACGGAACCCGACGAUAA